Molecule: messenger RNA, 2956 nt
Organism: Carassius gibelio (silver crucian carp)
Lineage: Eukaryota; Metazoa; Chordata; Actinopteri; Cypriniformes; Cyprinidae
Product: zinc finger and SCAN domain-containing protein 5B
Exons: 8
Coding region: 10-1737 (575 amino acids)
Biological process (GO): regulation of transcription by RNA polymerase II
Molecular function (GO): DNA-binding transcription factor activity; RNA polymerase II cis-regulatory region sequence-specific DNA binding
Source: RefSeq, a predicted model, not a curated record
UACAAGCGGAUGUUGUCGACUCGUUGGCUAGCUUCGCGUUUGAAGAGAGCUCGAGACCCGUUACACCCGUGUGUUUACUCUUUUGGAAGGGUUUAUUGUUUAUGGACGGAUCCACUGCAAUUAAAGGAGCUCAAUUCCAACGCAAUGGCAAAUAUAAUAACGUUUCAGACGGAAAUCGCUUCAAUUAUGGAAGUGCUCGCAAACGCCGCUGUGGCAGAAAUCUGCAAACUUGUUGAGGACAGCUAUACUGAAUUACAGCUUGAAAUAUCUCAAACACAGAAGGAGAAUAACCUCCUUAAAAAGAAACUGAGAGUGCUAGAAAUCCGAGAUUCGUUUUACAGAAGAGCCCGCAAACAGAGAAACCAAUCAACUGCCUUGACAAAAACAGGUGUUCACGAAAAAGCAUCAGGGCGAAUUAGUGUCAAAAUUGCUUCCCUGUGUAACGAGGGAAGGGAUGAAGAUGAAGAUGAAACUCGAUCCGGUCAGGUCUCGCAUCUUCAACCCGAAAGACUAGACCAGUCUGUAGGGGAUAACGAACCAGAUGUUGUUCUUAUCAAAGAAGAGAGACCCGGCAAUGUGAGGUGUGAAAACUCAGAAAGUGAAACAGAGACUACUGAAAACCGUAAAGAUGACAACCAGUACAGGAGUGCAAGAGUAUUUGCAACAGUCCACAGAGAAAAAUUCACAGACCAGAACACAGUCCAGCACUGCCAUCAAGAGUCUGUAGAAGACGACGAGCCAGAUGUUCUCAUUAUUAAAGAGGAGAGACCUGACAGCAUGAGGUGUGAACAAUCAGAAAGAGAAACCGAGACUAAUGAAAACUAUGACACUAGGUACAGGAGUGCAGGAGUUUUCGUAACAGUCCACAGAGAUAACUUCAUAGACCAGGACACGGUCCAGCACUGCCAUCAAGAAUCCAGUGGAAUGCAACCUGAUCUCCUUGAGGACGAAAACCCAGAAAUGAAUGAUAUAGGUGAAGAUGCAGGGACUAACCUGCAGCCUGUCCCUUCCUAUCCUUCAUUGGUUUCCAGGAAAUUUGACAGGACCACGAAUCAUACCUCCUAUACUGAAUCUGAAUUCAAUGGAGGACCUUCUUUGAAUCAGUUUUUGAUGUAUAGAGGGAGCGCAGAUCCCACGUGUUCCUAUGCAGCUCCAAUGGACUCUAAUGGCUUGUCUAUGCCUGAUAUGGAAGGGCAUUUAGCACAUGGCGAUAAAGUUAACAUCAUUUCUCAAUCUGAACGGCCCCCUUUCACCCCGUGCUUUUCUUUCAAACAGUCCGAUUCGUCUCAGAUGCAAAGGAAAGACAAGUUUUUGUGUAAACAUUGUGGAAAAGCAUUCUCUCAACCCAGCACUCUCCUCUUGCAUCAAAAACUUCAUAACAGGGAGAGGCUUCACCACUGUACACUCUGUGGUAAGCGAUUUAGUCAAGCGUCUAGUCUUAAAAGACACCAGAGCAUCCACAGAGGUGAAAAACCAUUCAGGUGCGUGCACUGUGGCAAGCAGUUCGCAGAUCAAAGUAACCUCAAAAAACACGUGACUGUUCACACAGGUGAAAAGCCUUAUGGCUGUAACCUUUGUGGGAAAAUGUUCAACCAGUCUUCAAACCUCAAAACACACAUGAGGAUCCACACACGUGAGAAGCCUUUUGGUUGUGAUCGAUGUGGACAGAUGUUUGCACACAAGUACAUUUUGGUGAAACACCAACAGAGAAUGUGUGUUUCUACUGGACAAUUCUAGACUCCACAAGGUAGAGAAUACUCACUUUGGUAACUAUAAUUAAUUGAAACAUUCAUUUACAUAGAUUCUAAUAAUACUGUGCUCAUGUGGCUGAUUACACUGGAAUGGAAGAUGUAUUGGUGCACAAAGUUUUUUUUUCAAGUGAUACAAUGGGAACGGUUUCGUUUUUGGUGGUUAAGAUUUAGUACCUGCAAACCACCUGGUUCCUUUCUGAAAUGCCCACUUUUGAUGAUCCAAGCAAUUCCUAUUACAGGUGCUGGUCAUAUAAUUAGAAUAUCAAACAAAAGUUGAUUUCACUAAUUCCAUUCAAAAAGUGAAACUUGUAUAUUAUAUUCAUUCAUUACACACAGACUGAUAUAUUUCAAAUGUUUAUUUCUUUUAAUUUUGAUGAUUAUAACUGACAACUAAGGAAAAUCCCAAAUUCAGUAUCUCAGAAAAUUAGAAUAUUGUGAAAAGGUUCAAUAUUGAAAACACACUUGCAAAGGCCUUUAAAUGGUCUCUCAGUCUAGUUCUGUAGGCUACACAAUCAUGGGGAAGACUGCUGACUUCAUGUUGUCUAAAAAGCGACCAUUGACAUCUUGCACAAGGAGGGCAAGACACAAAAGGUCAUUGCAAAAGAGGCUGGCUGUUCACAGAGCUCUGUGAUCAAGCACAUUAAUAGAGAGGCGAAGGGAAGGAAAAGAGCCCCAACUAAGUAUUGAGUGCUGUACAUGUUCAUACUUUUCAGUUGGCCAAGAUUUCUAAAAAUCCUUUCUUUGUAUUGGUCUUCAGUAAUAUAAAAAUUUUCUGAGAUACUGAAUUUGGGAUUUCCUUAGUUGUCAGUUAUAAUAAUCAAAAUUAAAAGAAAUAAACAUUUGAAAUAUAUCAGUCUGUGUGUAAUGAAUGAAUAUAAUAUGCAAUUUUCACUUUUUGAAUGGAAUUAGUGAAAUCAACUUUUGUUUGAUAUUCUAGUUAUAUGACCAGCACCUUAUUUUGUUUCGAUGGGAAAUGUAUCAGAUUGAAGAACAAUGGGUUGCAAUUAAUUUUGUUGCAGUUUUUUCUUAGCUAUGUUGCAAUGUAGCCUACAGUAGAUGACACAUAAGAUGAAAUAUAAGCGUUUAAAAAAUGAUAUGUUAAUUGGAAGAAAUGUGAAAGAACUUUGUACACAUUUAACUUUGAUAAAUCCACUUAUGUAACAUCAGUAACAUUAAUGUUAAUAAAUUCAUGCACCUUCAGCAAA